This is a messenger RNA of Cokeromyces recurvatus, 1689 nucleotides long. RefSeq names its product Up-regulated during septation-domain-containing protein. Bases 1 to 1689 code for a protein of 562 amino acids. The transcript has 3 exons. NCBI's taxonomy places the organism in Eukaryota, Fungi, Mucoromycota, Mucoromycetes, Mucorales, Mucoraceae. The record is from RefSeq and is a predicted model, not a curated record.
AUGAUUAUAUCACAUGAUUCAAGUAUGGAUGAACAAUCACCCAUAACUAAAUAUUCUUCAAUAUCUUCUUCUUCUUCUUCUUCAAUAACAACGAUAGAAGAUGAUUUAACUCAUGAACUUGAAAAUAUGUGGAAAUUUAAAUUUACUCAGACAGCACCCUCUUCAACUCUAUCCUCAUCAUUUGAUAUUGAUUCUGAAGAUUUACUUUUUCAGUUACUUGUUUCUCAAGCUUUAAUUGAAGCUCGUGACUAUAAAACUUUAUCUUUUGAAGAGUUUGAAACAUUAAGACAACAUCAAGUACGACUUAAAACAAAACUGAAAGCGACAACACAAAGACUUCAAAUUGAUAAAAUGAUUCAAGAAACUUUACAAUCUCUUUUAACUCUUUCAAAUGAUAAGAAUCGAGAAUCGGUCACGUUAUUAUUAGAUGAAAGCCAAGAGACAGAUCGAAAGGUCAAGAUUUUGACUCAACGACUUGAAGAACUUGAAUCAGAAGAGAUUGAAACAGACUAUCAAGUAUUACAACAUACAGCGGGUGUACUCUGUCUUGGAUUACAAAAGUUAGAACAAUUAGAGUCGUCGACAACAACAACAACAAGUGGGGCGAUCUAUCUUCACUCUCCUCAUCAUACAGCUAUACACGAUAUGAAAGCGAAAUUAAUCGAUUUACAAUCUGAAUUAGAUACCACCAUCAAGCCUAUCUUGAAAAGAAUUUUAAAAGCAUUUGAUAUGUCUUCUAUAGUCCAACAUUCAAAUUCACCCAUUGAAUGGCUUGAUUAUCUUGAAUUCAACUUUGAUAGUCAAGUUCAAGAGGAUGUGAAUCAACUGAUUGAAUUAAAAAGGACGGUACCUAUCAUGGAGUCUGAGAUGGCAAGGAUCCAAUCUCUAGUCGCUCUCUAUCAAGCACGAGAGAAUGAAUUAAAGACAGAGAUAGAGUAUUAUCGUGAUCAAGUACUGAAAUUACGUAUUGAAAGAGAGCAAGAUCCUAUCCCCGAUCACAGGAAGGAUGAUGAUGAUGAUGAUGAGCAAAAAUUACAAGAAGAACAAGAAGAGUAUCAAGCCCAAUUAAAGGAACAGGCUGCCCUUUUAGAUAAACUUUCACGAGAUUGUGAAAAUUGGCAAAGGGAACAUGAUAGAUUAUUCACUAUCUGUCAUGAUUUACAUACGUUGGUAAAGGACAAGGAAAGGAUACUGGAUAUGCGUGAUGUUCAAAUUCAUGAAUUAGAGUUAGUCAACAACGCUACUCCUGAAGUCGAUUCAUUACGAGCUGCGUUCUUGGUCAAGGAGGCAGCUUGGAUUGAAAAGAGUGCAGUCAUGGAGGCAAACUAUGAGGGUAUCUUGAAGGAAUUUGAUCGACUUACGGGGACUGCAAUGGAAUUUGAAAGGGAGAAAGUGAAUUAUGAACGACGUCUUGACCAACUCACACAGCAAGUAAAAGAAAUCGAAGCUCAAUUAAUAGAGGAAGGAAAGGGAAGACAAUGGAGUAAGACGGAUACAUUAACGACAGCUUCCUUAAGAAAAGAAUUUAAAAAGAUGAUACAUGUGAUGAAAGCAGAUCAUCAAAGAGCGUUAGAAAAGGAGAUGGAAGAAAAAAGACAUUUAGAAAGACAAUUAAAAAAUCUUAAACAUGAAAGAGAGAUGUCAAGAUAUGAACGUAUUAAUAAAGGCAUUCAAACUCUAUCCAUAUAA